AUGGUCGGCAAGGUUAGCGAGAGGGUUCUCCUCCGCGAAGGGCUCGAGAGAACCGACAAUGGCAUGAAGUUGACGACCUGGCCGGAUGUAACGCCCAUCAACCAGAAGAACUACUAUACGGACUAUAUGAAACGCGAUGACCAGGUUCUCGCCCUCAGAUUACAGACGGAUGCGUCGCGAGAUCGCAUGGUCCAGAACGCCCGUGAUCGCGAUCGCGCCCUGUCAAAGCCUGGAAACGGAGAGCUUCCCCUACCCGUUACCGACCUACCAGAGGAGGAUGCCGCUGCGACCCCGAUCGGCGGGACUGAUCCCUCCAAGAUUAUUGUGAUACACCCCGGCAGCCAGAACUUGCGCAUUGGAUUUGCCAGCGAUGCCCUUCCAAGGACGAUACCCAUGACGUUGGCGACCAAGUUCCCACAGACAGAAUCCGAGAUGUACGAGGCUCUACCGCGACGGCAGUUCGAGGCCAAGACGACGGACCAGCAGUACGGCGAGGAAUGGGCCAAGAAGUACCAAAAACAGUCCAGCGAGCUCAAAGUCGAGAUGCGAGCGAACAAGCGCAAGGUUUUGCCCAACUCCAAGGAGCUUGUCCAGACCUUCAACCGCCGAACGGAGGCCGAGGUCAUUCAGACGCACAAUGAUCCCCUCGAGAUUGAGUGGACGGAUCCGAAGUCGCUCGAGGACCCAAAUUCGCUCGCGUCGUGCUUCAUAGGGAAUCAAGCUUUGCGUGUGCCUGAUGAUUCCGACCCGAAAUUCAAGCUAUGGUGGCCCAUACAGCAGGGUUGGUGGAAUGAGGAUGACUAUACCAGCGAGGAGCACCUCUACGACGAUUUCGAGACGCUACUCGACAAAUCACUACGGCAGGAGCUUGGACUAUCGAAAAACAGCGAAUGGCAGCAGUAUAGCUGUGUUUUUGUCAUUCCUGACUUGUACGACAAGCGAUAUGUGGAGCAAAUCCUGCGUUCCUGCAUGAACUGGUUUGAGUUCAAUAGAGUUUGCUUUAUUCAAGAAAGCAUGGCGGCAACUUUUGGUGCUGGGUACACCCAGGCCUGCGUUGUGGAUGUCGGGGCACAGAAGACCUCCGUUACGUGUGUCGAGGACGGCCUCUGUAUGGAGGAGUCGAGAGUCAACCUGAAAUUUGGUGGCUACGAUAUUACAGACACAUUCAUCAAAAUGCUGCUUUACGACAACUUCCCCUACCAGGAUAUCAAUCUUCGUAGGCGGUACGACUUUCUCCUGGCCGAGGAGCUCAAAAUCAAGCAUUGCACAAUGUCACAGGCUGAUAUCUCAGUCCAACUCUUCCAAUUCCACGUUCGAGCACCCAACCAACCCACCCACAAAUACCAAUUCAAGACAUACGACGAAGUCAUCCUAGCCCCCAUGGGCGUAUUCGAACCCUCCAUUUUUGACAACAGUACGAAGCUCCGGGGACGCCGCAAGCUGGUCGAGCGCUCGUACAACGCUUAUGAUGUCGAGACACCCGAUGACCCCUCACCGAUGGCCCAGGAGGCCAUCCUGGCUCUUGUCAAGCCUUCUCUUGCCAAUGCGCCGGCGCUCCCUCCUCUGGUGAACCUCGAAGUGUCUACCCCCAGUAAAGAAAAGUCACAAUUCAACUUCCUCGCCAAGGGCGACGGUGUCAAUGGAACCCCCAUGGGAUCGCACGCUGGGUCUCCCGCACCCGAAGGAGCGAGCACCCCGGUGCCGCCCCCCUUCAUCUUUGGCAAGGACAUUGCCAACGGCGGAAGCCCUGCGCCGACUGGGUCGCGGGCAGCAGGAACCCCGGUCCCCGGACAAGGUGGACAGUCUUCGCUACCGGCACCAUUCCUGGACUCGGCAGCUCGCAGGGCCAAUGCGCUUGCCAUCGAGAGAGACACUGUUCUGCCGUUGGCGCCCCUGGAUAUUGCGAUAUUGACAAGCAUUCAGAACGCUGCAAAGGGUGACGAAAAGAAGCUUCGUGACCUGCUGGGCAGUAUCAUGGUUAUCGGCGGUGGAGCCAAGAUCCCCCACUUCACCGUGGUUCUGGAAGAGAAGCUGAAGGCCCGGAGACCCGAUCUGCAGGACAGGAUACUCGUCAGCAGGAGUGCAAGGGACAUGGACGAGCAGGUCGUGGUGUGGAAGGGAGCCAGCGUCUUCGCCAAGCUCUCGACGAAUGACUCUUGGAUCACUCCAUUUGAGUACGAGAGACUGGGCUCGAGGACACUGCACCACAAGGUGCUCUGGGCUUGGUGA
Messenger RNA from Clonostachys byssicola, 2229 nucleotides. Lineage: Eukaryota; Fungi; Ascomycota; Sordariomycetes; Hypocreales; Bionectriaceae. The record is from the annotation of a GenBank genome assembly.